UUGACACUAACAAGAGCCCUCUAUGGACAAACAUGUCAUCAACAACUUCCAACCGAAGACAUCAUCUAACUCUGAUAGCUGCUCUUGGUGUUUUGUGUUCAGUGGUACUAUUUUUUGUUUACUUUAAACCCUCAUCUACUGCAUGUUCAUCUCGGUUGGAGGAUUUGCCAUUUUUGGCAAAGGGAGAUGUUUCCUCACCUACCAAAAAGCCUGUGGAAAAGCCACUUGUGUUGCUCUGGUUCUGGCCACUGGGUGUGAGAUGGAAUUUUUCGUUCUGCCAAACCCAUUUCAACAUCGAUAGCUGUGUUCUGACAGAUGACAGAUCCCUUUAUGACAAAGCAGACGGAGUGGUUAUUUUUCACCAAGACAUCAGCUGGGACCUGAAGAACCUGCCUCAGUCUCCUCGUCCACAUUUUCAGAAAUGGAUCUGGUUUCAAUUGGAAUCACCAACAAAUACUGCCAGAAAACCAGGUGUGGAAAACCUCUUUAACCUCACUUUGGGCUAUAGACGAGAUGCUGACAUCACAGUGCGAAAUGAAUUGACAACCGUGAAGAAUGAAAAGGACAGUGAGUUUGUGCUGCCCAAGAAGGAUAAAUUGGUUUGUUGGAUUGUGAGCAACAACAAUCCUACAACUGGGACAGGAACCAGAGCAAAGUACUAUCAAGAGCUGGUCAAACACAUCAAGAUACAUCUUUUUGGUGCUGCUUUUACAGGGAGUCGUUUGAAGUAUGAGGACUAUUACUCAACCCUUGCUAGCUGUAAAUUCUACCUUUCAUUUGAGAAUUCAAUCCACAGAGACUACAUCACAGAAAAGGUGAACGGACCACUUGUAGCAGGAACCGUACCAGUAGUCUUGGGCCCACCCAGAGAGAACUAUGAAAAGUUUUUCCCAGCUGAUUCUUUCAUUCAUGUAAAUGACUUUACUAAUGCAAAGGCACUGGCUGACUUCCUUCUUCAAUUGGACAAGAAUGAUGAGAUGUAUGUAAGUUACUUCACUUGGAGGAGGUACCUUAAGGCCAAGCCCCACCUCCAGAGAAUAGAGCAAGAGUUUUCUCAACCUGUUUGUUUAGCCUGUGAAUACAUGGCAAGAGACAAAGGAUAUUAUAAAGUUUUCCACGACGUUUAUGAAUGGUACUUUGUUUGAGUGUUUAGCCAACAUUUUGUAAGCACAGAAAAGUUCUAUUUGGCUUACCUACGUAAUUUUGCUUUCUUUUUUUGUAUCAAUUCAAAGUGUGGUCAUUCAAGGUUUUUGGGUCGAUUUUAAUUUGUAUUUUUUGUAAAAACAUUUAUUAAGCACUUUGGAAUUAGCUAACACUGUAAACUGUCAGGGCAAAAUUACAUACUUACCUGAUUUUGUUUGAUAUUAAUAGCAAACAUUAUACAUUUAACUGCUAAUGCGAAGUUUUUAUGGUGUCCACUCUAGCUUCCUGCAGUUUGUCUGGGCAUCUAGUUAAGGAAAUGGGUUUCACUAGGGAUUGCUCGAGCUGACAAUGACUUGGUGAUAAACAUCUAAAAGCUGGCAUUCUAUAGACAAGAUGUGGUUGUUGCCCCAAGAUAGAGAGUUUAGAACAAUGCCUCAUUGUCUCAUCUUCCUGGCAUCUGGGAAGCUAAGCCGGGUUGAAUGUAAAACAUCCCCUGCAGAUGACCAGGAGAUGGACCAAGAUGGCUUAUGGGAAGGGUAGAAAUGACUGACUAUGCAUUUAGAGCCUAUAUAAGAUCUGUUUUUUGAUUAUCAGUUAAGCUCACAGCAACUCAACUUAGAGUGUGCGGUCAACGGUUUCAUUAUUGCAAUAAUUAAUCGAUGAUGAAUAAAGCUGAUUGUCCAAG
Molecule: messenger RNA, 1828 nt
Organism: Oncorhynchus gorbuscha (pink salmon)
Lineage: Eukaryota; Metazoa; Chordata; Actinopteri; Salmoniformes; Salmonidae
Product: 4-galactosyl-N-acetylglucosaminide 3-alpha-L-fucosyltransferase 9-like
Exons: 2
Coding region: 33-1145 (370 amino acids)
Cellular component (GO): membrane
Molecular function (GO): alpha-(1->3)-fucosyltransferase activity
Source: RefSeq, a predicted model, not a curated record